Molecule: messenger RNA, 2360 nt
Organism: Pelobates cultripes (western spadefoot toad)
Lineage: Eukaryota; Metazoa; Chordata; Amphibia; Anura; Pelobatidae
Source: the annotation of a GenBank genome assembly
AUGGUUAAAAAGAAUAAGAAACAGGGUGAUGACGCCAUCAUUCCCGGAUGGGAAGAUGAGCCAUAUGCAUUGAUUGCCAGGGAAUGGGCCCGUUCCGCUGGCAAAUGCAAUGAUGAAUGUGAAAAAAGUAAAAUUGACAUGCCUACUGACCUUCUAGCUUGCUUGUCAAAGAUUCCAAAAGAUAAGUGGCAGAAAAGAAGUUGGAUUAUACUUACUGCCAAUAGACAUGUACCAGGGAUGGUACAGGGUCAAAUAAAAAGAGCAAAAGCCCCAAGGCAAAUAUGGCAGGUGGAUUACAUAGGUCCACUUCCUAUGAGUAAAAAUUGUCAAUAUGUAUGCACGGCUGUGGAUACAUAUUCAGGGUAUUUAUUGGUCCACCCUUGCAAGAGGGCUACCCAAAUAAAUACUAUUAAAAUGCUGGAAACCAUAAUACAAUACUAUGGUCUUCCAUUACAAAUUCAGAGUGACAAUGGAAGUCACUUUAAAGGAAAACUGGUACAAGACUUUUGUGAUGAAAACAAUAUUGAAUGGAUAUUUCAUAUACCCUACUAUCCUCAAGCAGCUGGUCUGAUUGAAAGAAUGAAUGGGUUAUUGAAACAACAAUUGAGAAAACUUGGUGAAGGGACCAUGCACAAAUGGAGAGAUAACUUGCCUACAGCUGUAAACAUCUUGACCAAUAGGCCACUCUCAGACCAUGACACUCCCCUCACUAGAAUGAUUGCACCCAAUAUACAAGCUAAACCUUAUGUAACAAGCAACACUAUCACAUAUUGGGAAAUAGAAGAGGGAGCUUUGGCACCAUACAGGGCUACCCCAGAGGCCGCAGGAAUAGACUUGUGAGCCAGAAAGGAAGAAAGACUUCAAAUAGGGCAAGUUCAGAUGUUCCCCACAGGUAUAGGAAUACAGAUACCCCCGGGACACUUUGGACUAAUUGCACCUAGGUCUAGCCUCGCCCUUAAAGGGAUACACGUAAUGGGAGGGGUUAUAGACGCAGAUUACCAAGGAGAAAUAAAGGUCCUUCUGUUAAAUCAGGGACCACAAGACUUGCUAGUGCAAGAAGGGGACAGAAUAUCCCAAUUGGUUAUCAUCCCCAUUUACCAAGGACAGGUACAUAAAGGAACGGCCCCCACCUUACAAACAGUAAGAGGAGAUAAGGGAUUUGGCUCUACUAACCUAAAUCCAGGGGCCAAAGUCUGGGUGAGGACUGAGAAAGGUCCCCCAGAACCAGCAGACAUUAUUGCAACAGGCAAUGACAACACUGUGAUACUCUCCAGGUCAGGACAAGAUAAAUGGGAAUACGUGCCUUCGGGCAAAUGUUAUUUGAGAGAGUAAGAUGAGUUGUAUCUUUACAGGCAAAGCUCAUUGAUCCGGCUGUUAUUGUGAUGACUGCGCUUACUCUACACCCUUCGGUCAGUUCAGAUACCAGCAACGAGAUUGGAGGUUGGGACCAGAGUGAUUCCGCAGAGAUGAAGUGGAAAGAGAUCGAGAUACGAGUAACCUGCCUGACUAAUGACUGUCCAAACAUAAGGGCAAGCCUGUAUGGAGAAGGCUAUUUUAGCCACAAUGACACUGAGGUGAUGAACUAUAUUAAGCUGCCGCAUGAAUCAUUUGAUAUGCUGACGCUAGAAUCUGCAACACCUUUUGGCUGCCGCAUACUAUAUACACAUAUUGACUCUAAUAUUACUUUAGAAGAACUUACCCAAUAUUGGGUAGGUUAUGCAAAUCAGCAAAGCACAAAGCGAACAUACACUAUUGUAGAGAAUAGUGGUGCAACCUACUGUUGCACUAACAGCACCCCUGAUAACUUUUGGAAUUUACUUUUCAAAAUUCAAAGGACAUCCAUGACGACUUGUUCUGACACCCCUAACUCAGACUGACACCUCUCGCCUUGGAAGAACACAAUCACUUUAUUAAGGCAGCAGCUAAUGUAUAUAAGAGCUUAGAUUUAUGUAAGCCAUGUUGGGUGUGUGGCCAUACGCCACAUGCUCAUGACAGAGGGUACCCCUAUUUCCCUAAAGUAUUGACGAAAAAAGACUUGUUGUUUGGUUUUUACUUUCUAAUAAGCCAUGACACAAGUGAGGUCCCCAAGAUCUUCUUAAGUGAAGAUACUAGGGACAGACCAGGUGCAGUUAAGCUACGCAUGGGGGAAUGGGAAUACCCUGACAACUUAGAAGAAGUAGUGACUAUUAAUGUUUACCAAAAAUACUACACUGACCGUAACUACCAACCGAACGUCCGGCCUAGCAGUUAUGUAACUACCAUGGCAUUAUCCCCUUUUUACACAGGAUGGAGUUUUGACUAUUUUAAUGGGACGGAAAAUGGUGAGAAAAGAACCGAGGGCAGAUGGAAGUAUGUCCUAG